CUGUGUACGUCUUAAGGACAGUUACUCACCAAUUAUGUCGGAGGAACCAUUACAGUACCUGUCCAUAGAGAGAUGGGGGGAGCUUCAGAGAGUCUUCAGGGAAGACUGGACAAGAGGAGUGUCUGGUUAUGCCGUCUUGGACACCCAAAGACGAUGGCUGGCCAAGGGGAUGGAGACCAAUUUAAAAAUCUAUUGCCCCUAUGGUGAUAUGCAGAAUGGAAUGGUUGCGUUCAAUGAGAAGGAUUCAUAUUAUGAGAUAAUAAUUCAAUGUCCGAGUGAUGACACGAGUAAACUAGCAACUGCAUUGAGAACAACAAAACUAAUUGAUUGGAAGAAAUCUGUGAAAGUGCCGUUCGCACCGCGCAACGUGGUGAACCUCCUUUAUGAAAUCAUGCAUGAUGUUAACAUAGAGGUGGAAGAGGUAUUUCCCUACGACACUCAUAUCUUGGACACAACUGAACUGUAUAAGGAUAUCCGUCUACCAGACGGCGUGACCUUCAAGCACCUGACAACUGAACACCUCAACCUCAUUGACUCCACAUGGCCCUACAACUACCCAUCAUCAGACACGUACUUCGAGUUCCUCAUCAACCUGAACUACGGCUAUGGCCUAUAUCUGAACAACGAUUUAAUAUCCUGGGUCCUUAUUAGUGAGGCAGGGACUCUGUUACAUCUCUAUACUGUUGAAGAACAUAGGAGGAAAGGGUAUGCUGAGGUUCUUCUGAAGAUGGUCAGUAAUGAUCUGCUGAAAGAUGGAAGAGUCGUCAUUGCUUACUGUGUACCUGAUAACUAUAAUGCGAGCAAGCUGUAUAUUAAGGCAGGUUUUGUACCCGCUGAGGAUGUUACAUGGAUUUAUUUUAGAAGCAAAUAAAUGUUUUUUUUUUUGUGUGGUGGA
This is a messenger RNA of Spodoptera frugiperda (fall armyworm), 895 nucleotides long. RefSeq lists its product as uncharacterized. NCBI's taxonomy places the organism in Eukaryota, Metazoa, Arthropoda, Insecta, Lepidoptera, Noctuidae. The transcript is spliced from 3 exons. The coding region runs from base 35 to 871 and encodes 278 amino acids. The record is from RefSeq and is a predicted model, not a curated record. Gene Ontology annotation, molecular function: acyltransferase activity, transferring groups other than amino-acyl groups.